Symbiodinium sp. CCMP2456 is the source of this 801-nucleotide messenger RNA. NCBI's taxonomy places the organism in Eukaryota, Dinophyceae, Suessiales, Symbiodiniaceae. The record is from the annotation of a GenBank genome assembly.
AUGCAGGGAUCGGAUCACGCACCGCCGACAUCCAUCACCGUGAACCAUGCCAACCUCUACAAGCGGGGGGCAAGCCUAGUGGAUAUAUUUGGGCCAAACGUGUCGCCAGGAAGGGAACUCCUCGAUGAGAUUCAGCGCAUCUAUAAGGUGCCUGCCGUGAAGAACCUCGCAUGGUUUAUUGGAGACGGCGAACAGAAGGCGAUCAUGCGUCACCCCCUGAACUCGAGACGUCAGGAUCAAGUCUUGCAGGUUUACAAGAAAUCGGUGCAGCAGCGCGGCAUCAUCAAGGGGGUCAGAGGUGAGUGUUGGGUCAGGGCGCCCAACCCGGAGAACAAUGAAACGGUCUACCUAGCACUGACGUUUGGCACAUUGACGGAGGCAUUUUACGCUGCGUGGGCUGAUGCAGACCGCGAAUCAUAUGCAAAUCUCAAGCUGACACAUCGUGUCGAGAAGGCAUGGGCGAACCAUCGACUUGCGUUGGGAAUCACCGCACGAACUCCAGAGUACGAAGUCCGAUACAGGGAGUUCGUCCAGAGCAACUACCCGGACGUAUGGACAAGUUUCAAGCACUUCGAAGCUACCAGAAACCUCUACAACACCUUGGUCAGGUAUCAGGUCCUGCCGGAUGUGAAGGAGAUGUCAGAAAAACAUUGCCAGUAUCUACAUGCAGAAUUGGCACACGACUCCGUCAUCUACUGCAUGAAAGAGCUUAUCACGGCAUGCACAAGCUUCUUCGAUGCUAUGUCAUUUCACGAGCGCAAAGCCAUCAUCAUGGCCCUGACUUCGUGCUGUGCACCUUGA